AUUUUAUUGGACUUUCUCUUUGAACCCAUUUGGAGAUUCUUACUUUUGUCACUGUUGCAUUGAUUUUGUUAAACCAAAAGUUUGCAACUUUUUCUUCUACUUUGAGGGUUUGAUCAAUGCGAGUGUUUUAAAGGCAAAAAGAUUGCGUGUUCUUGCGAGAGAUUGUAUCUUUCUUGUUCCUCAAUUUCUCUGUUAUUUGACUUGCAAAGCGUGCCGUAAUCACACAUGGACCCUGAGAAAUGGUUGGAUGUCCAUAUUCAUGAUUACCUUGUAAAGAGGGGUUUCAAUGUCUGUCCUCCCGCAUUCAAAGUUGAGGCAAGUUUAAACCCUGACUUCAAUGCUAUCGAUGUCCCUGCUAGUUUUCUCUUUGAGUUGUGGUCAGUGUUUUGGAAUGUAACGAAUAUCUUGAUCACAACUGGAGGAGACAUUGAUGAUGCUGUUGCAUCUUGCAUUGAGAACAUGAAGGCUCUGUUGACGUGGGCAAUGGAGUAUCAACAACAGCAGGGUGGCCGAUUAGAGCAGAUUGCAUUAAGGAGAAGGCACCGUAUGUCCUCAGAAACUACAAAUGGCAAGUAAACAUUUUUUUUUCAGUUUACCUGAGCCUGCAAAUUUCUGAAAUUUACACUAUCCUAUUUCGGUGAUAGCAUGACUAGAUGUUAUGUUAAAACUACUGAAAAUGUGGAUUGCUGCAAACAUCAUUGCAAAAACAUUCUUUUAUCAUGCUUGGAAGAAAUUAACUUUUCAGUUAAUUGUAUGUGAUCCCAUUUCCGAGUAGUGUAAUAAACUCUUCAAAGAAGUUAUUCUGACUGGGUGGGAUUUAUGCUAUCCAGAGCUCAGACUUGCAGAAGUGAAUUCCAUCGACGCUAGUUCUAGUAUGGUCAUUGCUUGCCACUUCUCAGCAGACGGCAAGCUGCUUGCAACCUCUGAUCACGACAAAAAGGCCGUUCUAUGGCACACCAACACUUUGGAGGGAAAAGCUACACUUGAAGAACACACGUCGGUUAUAACUGAUAUCCGUUUUAGUCCUUGCAUGAUGCGCCUUGCUACAUCAUCUCUCGAUAAAACUGUCAGAGUCUGGGAUACAAACAAUCCACACACUUCACUUUGUAAGUUUACCAGACAUAAUUGCGGUGUAAUGUCACUGGAUUUCCAUCCCAACAAAGAUAUUGUGUGUUCUUCCGAUGCCAAUGGAGAGAUAAAAUACUGGAGUGUUAACAGUGGUGGCUGUGCGACAGUUUUCAAGGACUGCGCUUGCCAAGUGAGAUUCCAGCCCCUUAUUGCUAGAUUCUUAGCCGCAGCUACUGCGAAUGCUGUAUUGAUUCUUGAUGCAGAGACACAAACAUGUUACCAUACUCUGAAGGGUCACCAAGAACCUAUUCAUUCAGUUUGCUGGGACCAUUCCGGAGAGCUGUUGGCAUCCGUCAGCGACAAGUCAGUGAGAAUUUGGACAAUGGGGACUGGAAAUGAAUGGGUUUGUCUGAAUGAGCAUAAGAGUGAUAGCCACAAAUUUCAUUCCUGUGUUUUCCAUCCUACGCAGUCAUCAGUGCUCGUUCUGGGUUGUUACCAGGCAAGUUGCUCUUCUUUUAACACUCAACACCCCGCCCAAAUUCAUUUUCUCAACUCGAAUGUGGUUACUUACAGUCACUGGAGACCUGGAACUUCAUUGACAACACUGCAAAGCGCGUACCUGCACAGCAAGGAGUGAUUGCUUCGUUGGACGCAUCCACUGUGUCGGGUAUGAUUGUUUCUGCUAGUCAUGACAAAAUUGUCAAGGUAUGGAGAUGAGGGUGCUGCUUCUCCUUGUGUUUUGAUCUUUACUCCAACUUGUCAGCAUUUCUGCUGUGGACCUGCCUGAUAACACCACCGAGACAAAAAAAUGCAGUGCUAUAUUCCUCGUGCAAACUUCACAACCAAUCUUGCAUACUUUUUUCUGCUAUUACAGCCUCGUAUGUGUCUUGAUGGUGUUAACUGGUCCCAGAUUAUUCACUUCCGAUCUGACUUGUAAUCCUGUGUGUGUAUACUUCUUGUGGUCUAAUUUCUUCUGGGGAUUUCCACGUUGACCCCAACCUCAAGGGCUGUGAUUUGAUCAAAUCUCGGAAACUGUCUACUAUUCCUGGCCUUCGGUUCGUACUUAUUUUGUUAUAGCAUUCAGUAACGUUCUAUAAUCUAGAAUACAAUUGGGAAGCAGUAAAGCAGCAUUGGCAAGACCAAAGAAAAGCAACAGACCUCGCAGGCCCGUUCAAAACUCAACUUAGAUUCAGUAGUAAUUGCCAGCACUCAAUCACAACUUUCAAGACAAUACACCAUUAUCCGUCUACCUUUCUGCCGCCCCCCCCCCCCCCC
Molecule: messenger RNA, 2343 nt
Organism: Sesamum indicum (sesame)
Lineage: Eukaryota; Viridiplantae; Streptophyta; Magnoliopsida; Lamiales; Pedaliaceae
Source: RefSeq, a predicted model, not a curated record